AGUCAACAUGUAUGAGUUGAAUUAGAGAAAUAAACAAAUCUAUUCAACUAAAGAAAUAUUAAAUGUAGACUAUAAUCUUGCAAAUGUAUCAUCCGUUUGGUCAUGCCCAGUGAGAUUACAUUUUAAAAUAGUUGUAAAAAAUAACACUCGUAAUGCACCAUGCCUUGGCUCUGACUCCCAUUACUUAAGUUUCCGUGCCGCCUCAGCUCCCCCAUCUCCAGUGAAGCGUUGGUGCGUGUGCCAGCAUAUGGUCACUGCCACACAAAGGAGAGCGGGAGGCCACGAGUGCUGCGCCUCCACCCGUCUUUCAUUACCUUUCUAUCUUACUCGCUCUGACCCCCCCUUCCUCUCUCCCCAACAGCCAUGCUGGCCAGCUGGCUGCCAGCUCUGGUGUCACUUUCCUGGCUUGUGAAAGAGGCAAUGAGUGCAUGAGUUUUUGUUAUUGAAUGAGAGUUGAGCAUGAGCGAGAAAGAGAUGGUAACCUGGUGGGAGCCAGAGAGCUCCAAGGAGCUUGUUCUGUGUGCCAUAACUAACUCAUAGCAGCCAUGAGGAUGGUGCUUCAUCGGGCCAUCCAGGCUGCUCGAGCAGGCGAUCUUGCAAUCCUGAGGGAGCUGGCAUCUACUGGUCACCUCUCACCUGCCAUCACUGAUGUUCAAGGUGCAUGCCCGGUGCACCACGCGGCAAGGUGUGGACGCCUGGAAUGCCUGCAAUUCCUGGUGAGCGAGCUGGGGCUGGCAGCAGACGCCCGGGCCUUCAACAGGGCCACACCAGCACAUGAUGCAGCAGCUACUGGACACAUCCGGGAGCUGCAGUGGCUCGUAGACCUGGGAGGCUGCAAAAUUGAGGAUAGAGAUGCUGCCGGUGCCACUGCGCUCCACCUGGCAGCCCGGUUCGGUUGUGUGGAGGUCAUUACGUGGCUGCUCUCUGUUGGAGGUGUGGCCGAGAUGGAGACAAACUGUGGAGCUGUCCCUGCUCACUAUGCUGCAGCCAAUGGGGACCUCACCUGUUUAAAACUACUUGUUCAACAGGCCCCUGGAUGUGUGAACCACCAGACUGUCAUCGGUGCUACGCUGCUGUAUCUGGCCUGCCAGGAAGGGCACCUGCACGUUGCAGAGUACCUUGUGAACGACUGCAGGGCUGACGUCCACCGGAGGGCCCACGAUGGCAUGACCUGCCUGCAUGCUGCUGCUCACAUGGGCCACCAAGCUAUGGUGGUGUGGCUGGUGAGCUGCACUGAUGUCAGCCUGUCCUGCCAGGACAGAUAUGGAGCGACUGCGCUGCACUUUGCUGCCAGCAGAGGGCACUAUUGCAUCUUGGAGAGGCUGCUUCACAUGGGUUCAAAGGUCAUCAAGGACUACUGGGGAGGGACCCCACUUCAUGAUGCUGCAGAGAAUGGAGAGCUGGAGUGCUGUAAAAUCCUGUUGGCUAAUCGAGCGAACCCUUCAGAUCACGAUAUUGAUGGGUUCACGGCAGCAGGCUUGGCGGAGUACAAUGGACACCAUGAAUGUGCCAGAUAUCUCUCUGCCAUGGAGAAAAAUACAGCCUGUGCAGAUAAGCCCAUCGAGGUCAUUGCUCCAGUGGAGGAAGAAGUGAAGGUAAAGCCGGCUGUGUUGUUGCAGUGCAGCAGGGAAGACUACUACGGCAGCCUGAGUGACACAUACAGGGACAGUUACAGCAGUAACACACCCAUGGAUAGUUUAAAGCAACCAGAGAGUGAGGAGUCCCCGCAGGCGAGGUACCCUCAGCCCCCUUCUGCACCUGCUUUAGCUGCUGCUUCAUCCACACCUGCCAAGCCGGGGAAAAGUGCUGUCAACAGAAUAGUGCAGGUUCAAAUUGCAACAUCUGUUAUUAAAGGUUUCAAUCGGCCCAAGGCCGCUGGGAGUGAGAUGACUGUCUCUGCUGAUAAGACGAUGUUGCCUGAUACAAACCUCCUGGCUGGAAGAAAACUUCUUGGCGACAUGAAGUCCAUUAAAUCCUUAAAACAAUCAGGGAUAUCAGGAACCUUCACUGGACAAGCAAACAAGAUGGUGGUCCUACCCACUGAGGAGGCCAACCUGUCGGACAUCGACUACCUGGUGCCCACUCAUGAUGAGAGAGGCCGUCCCAUCGCUGAGUGGAAGAGACAAGUCAUGGUGAGACAGCUGCAGGCCAGGCUGCUGGAUGAGGAGGAUCAGAGGAGGAAGGAAAAUGGGAACAGAUAUGCCAAAGUCAGCUGGAGGUACUCCCAAGCACACAAUGCCAUCCUGGGGCCCUCUGGUGAGCUGCUGACUGAGGAUGACCUCAUCUAUGUGGAGCAGCAGAUUGCCAACGUCUCCAUGCAGAGGAACUGUGAAGGCUACGAGCUGGAGCUCGCUCGUCUGGCCGAGGAGCUCAGGCACAUCCUGCCAGCCCCCAUAGUGAACAUCACCGUCAACACACAGUUCAGAAACUUCUCAAGUCAAGUUCCUCUACCUGUGUGGUGCGGCCGCAUCUCGGGCAUCGUAAAGAGCAUGUCUCUGCUCAUGACCAACCUGACAGACCAGCCCUACUGUAAGAUGCCCAACACCGAGCUGGUCACCGUGUUCUCUCAGACACCAGAAAGACAGAACUCCACCAGGGGACGCAGGGAGAGGAUAGAGGAUGAAAUCCAUCAGUUUGGGGUGUCUGUGAGGACUCUAAAGUAUAAUUUUGAGACAGAGAACUCACCUUUGUCAGAUGAGCCGGAGGAGGCUGUCGUGUUAAGUUCUUCCACACAGCUCGAGGCCACGGAGUCAGACAAACAGCCUAAAGUCUUGGGUCUAGCCCCAGAAACAGACCAAAACAGCGACUCCGGCAUUGACUAUGAUGAAAAUGUUGCAGAUGUUCUAGAGACCACCAGCCUUAGAAAGGAGCGUAUAGUCGUGUUGUUCUUAGGCCACUGGAAGAAGUCUGCCUACACUGUGACACUGAAGAGCAAGGACGCAGCAGAGAGGAAGAUGAGUGGCAGGAACCCAGGGACGGGCGAAAAAUUGGGGUCAGGUUGCAGGAGCAGCGUGGAGAGUGCCCAAUCAAAGAUGAUGAACAGCUCUCUGGGACACUUCUUCAAGCAGAGGAGUGCUGUCAACAAGAUGCUGGGGAACUGGAGGAGCAUGAUCUCCAGUGUCCCGUCCAGACAGAUACGCAGGCUGCACAGGCAGACAGCCCUCUACUCCCCAGAGCAGUUCCUACCUCGUCUGGAUGGCGUGUUGGUGGAGUACGACAACCUGACCCUGGAUCUCUUCAUGCUGGGCUACUUCCACAUCCUGGAGUUGGAGCUGCCUGUAGACGAACGCAAAAUGAGACACCUGUUGUGUUUUGAGGUGUUCGACCACGUGGGGAGCUUUCCCUGGGAGCUGGUCCGGGACUUCCAUAAGGCUGUCAUGCAGGACAUUGAGGCUGGGAACCGCGAGUGGAAGGACGGCUUUGAGGACAUGAAAGUGAAGUUCUUUGGAAACACUGCGAGUCAUUCUGAAAUCACUGUAGAAGUGGUUAAACAUAUCCUCCCAGAGGUUAGACAGGUCCCUAAAGUCAUUGUGCAGACACCUACACCUGACGAGGGGAUGCUCCACAGUGGAACUGACAUUUCCAGUUUUAGCAAUGAAGAAAUUUGUAAAUACAUCGACCGCAGUUUUGCUUUUUGGAAAGAGAAAGAGGCAGAGAUUUUUGAUUUUGAGUAGUCAUCUUUUUGAUAUUUUUGUAUUGUUUGUAGUCAGAUUACAUUAGGGCUGGGUAUUGAACGUAAACACUGUUUGAAUUGUGAUCUUAUUUGUUGUUGUAAUGUCAACUAUCAAGUACCGAAAGCUAGCACAGAAUGCGUAGCCAGUUUCUUUGCCAUGUUUACUAAUUUCAUUAGAUAUUGCCUGAUUUUAAUUAUAAUUUUGUAGAUUUUAUACUGUGUUUUAUUGUGUUAAACCAUUACACUCUUAUGUUGUUAAAUAGUAAUAUAAGUAUCUAGUAGUUUUUUGGUACUGUUAUUCAAAGUCAGGUAUCAAAUUGCCGAUAGAUUUCAAACCAUACCCAGCCCUAUUACUAAAGCCCGAGUACUAGUGUGUGUUCCUGAAAGUAAACAUCUUCCCAACAUAACCAAGAAUCUUUGAUUUGGCAUGAAGAGUUCAAGCAAUAUUACAAAAUGAAUCAUUACAUACAGUAGAUACCUAAUUUCAUUACUUGUAAGACUGACCUUGAUUAUUCACUUAUUAACUUAUUGUAAAGAUACAUUUCACUGACAUAACAUCUUCUUUUCAUUUCUGACCUUUUUAACAUGGAUAGAUUACUGAACGGGCCGGCCAGGCACAGCCCAGGGGCACAAAGGUGCAGGGGGCCCUCUGGCUUUCACCUGCAAAAUGUCACUCAAAGAGACACAUACCAAGCAGGAAGACUCAAAAUGACCACAAAGAAACAUAUAGCAACUACAAAGAGACUCAAAAGAACUAUGAAAAGGGGCAAAACAACCAUAAAGAGACACAAAAUAACUAAAAAAAGACCAAAGCAAUUACAAUGUGAAACAAAAGACGCAAAGUAACCACAAAGAGACAACAGACAGAUGAGUAAAACAAAACAACAACAAAAAGAGGCUAAACAACUAUAGAGUCUGUUUGUAUUCUCUUAUGUAGGAGAGGUGCUGGGGCCUUUUGGAUGUCUGUGCACAGGGGACCAUUGUCUUAUAAUCCUCCCAGGGACGUACUGGUACAGAAAGUUUAUGCAGUGCCAGA
Cottoperca gobio is the source of this 4709-nucleotide messenger RNA. RefSeq names its product espin like a (gene espnla). NCBI's taxonomy places the organism in Eukaryota, Metazoa, Chordata, Actinopteri, Perciformes, Bovichtidae. The record is from RefSeq and is a predicted model, not a curated record. Gene Ontology annotation, cellular component: cytoplasm. Gene Ontology annotation, molecular function: actin filament binding. Gene Ontology annotation, biological process: actin filament bundle assembly.